AACAUACCAGACUCUUCAGAAGAAACAUCAGGGCGGAGAAGGGUAACGAUUGAAAACUUAAAACACUGAAACGUAGCAAAAAAAUCAAAGUUAGAUUUCACUUAAAACUAUAAACUAACUGAAACGGAAAUACAAAUUCAUCAUACGAAUAAGAACGAAGAAACUCUUCAGAGGUAGUUAGCAAACAUGCAGACUUUACUACAAACAUUAUUAUGUUUCGUUUUCGUGGCGCAAUGCCUUUCACAACCCGGGACAUACUCAGGCAGACGAAGAACAGUCGUAAAUAAACCAGUGGUGGUCGAUCAUAUGCCGAUCUUUAACCCCAAGCCGAUUAAUCCCAAACCGAUUAUCCCAAAGCCAAUAAACCAAGUAAUUUUUGGAGGAGAGAAUAGCGCGUUUGGCCAAGGAAGUUUCAUGGGAGGCAGUUCUGAACUCGAGCUCAUUAGAAAGCUGCAAGGUAGCACCCAGUUUGGUCGUAUUCUCAGAGCAGGUGAAAUCAUCGAAGGAAUCACGCUACCCGAACACGGAGGAACCUUAGAGGCAAGCGGCAUCACUGCUGAUGGUCGCGGUGCUAUCAUUCCAGGAGGAUUACCGAAAAACGUUUUUAACGAUGGAUGGCAGCAUCCCUGGGGUGGCAAUGCCAUCCCAGAUGAUUAUGCAGGACAGGAGCUUAUUUUUGACCAAGCUCUAGGACAUUACGUAUACGUCAAAAAUGCAAAUGUCGGCCACCAAAUAAACAAGGAAACGCAUAACAUUCAAAAGGCUGUUGGUCUAGGACAAAGCGUUGUUCCAACAUCUCAUAAUAUUGCAAAGUCAAAUAUGGCUGUCGAACAUUCGAUCGUGAAAGAAGCCGAUCAUAUCGCAAGAAAAACAGUUGGAGGCGUUCAAGUUGUUGGUGGAGGGAUGGGCUUCGACCCAAUGACCCACAAUACUAUCAAAACAAGCGGCUCGGGCAUCAUCAUUGCUGGAAAACCAACAUACCAAGGUGGCAUAAUCAAGAGCGGUGGGGUCGAUCCAGUGUCGCACAACAUAAUCAAAGCUUCCGCUGGAGCUGGUUUCGGCAACAAUCCAACAUCGCACAACAUGAUCAAGGCUUCAGUUGGAGCACACUCCGGAAUGUCUGGACCUCAUAUCGGAGGAAUCGGUGUUGACCCCAUCACCCAUGAUAUCGCCAAAUCGGCAUCCAUUGGUACUGGUGGAAUAGGAGUAGACUCUUUUAAUCACAACAUCGCAAAGGAUAGCAAUUUUCAGCAUAACAUGGUCAAAUCAUUAGGAGUAGGACACAUUGGAGCCGGAAAACCUGGAAUUUCUGCUGGCACUUUUGGUGUUGACCAAUCAGGAAUCAUCGCUCACAAUAUUGGGAAAGCUACAAUGGGAGCUGACUCAAUUCAAGGUCACAACUUGGCAAAAGCUUCUGGCGUGCCCAUAGGCUCUGGUUUCAUGAACCCAGGAUCCCAUAUCAGCCGUAAAGCAGAAGCACAGGCGGGUCACGAUUUUGCUAAAUCGGGUGGUUUGGGUGCCAUCAGUAAGGCUCAGUCCGGUAUUGGUCAACCAAUUGGCAUGCAAACUGUUUUCCUUAACGGUGCACAAUCCGGAAUGGAUGGACGUCAAAUUGGAGGUUUCGGUGUCGACCCCAUCACCCAUAACAUCGCUAAAUCGGCAUCCGUUAGUACUGGUGGAAUAGGUGUAGACCCUUUUAAUCACAACAUCGCAAAGGAUAGCCAGUUUCAGCAUAACAUGGUCAAAUCAUCUGGAGCCGGAGGACACAUAGCCGCCGGAAAACCUAACUAUGACAAAGGAUUUAUUUUUGGUACUGUUAACCAGCAAGGAGUCAUCGCUCACAAUAUUGGGAAAGCCACAAUGGGAGCCGACUCCAUUCAAGUGCACAAUUUUGCAAAAGCCUCCGGUGUCCCCAUAGGCAAUGGGUUUAUGGGCCAAGGAUCCCAUAUCAACCGUAAAGAAGGUCACGAUUUUGCCAAGUCGGGUGGCAUGAAUGGAAUGAAUAUAUUUGGACAAACGUCAGGAUCAAACUUUGUUCACGAUAUGAAUAAGGCUCAGUCCGCGAUUGGUCAGCCAAUGGGUUUGGGACAUAUGAUAAAACCAGUUGGUGGCGCAUCAGUAGUACACAACGUAAACAAAGUCGGAGCCGGUGGGGCUGCUGGUAUGGGACAUGAUAGGUUGGCUGCUGAAGUAGGACACGGAAUUGCAAAGAAUUCAGUUGCUAAUGCUGCUGGGAUUGUUGACAUGGGAUCUGGAGGAGCGGUAUCUAUGGGAGAUCCCUUCGCAAAUCAGGCUGCGGCGCGACUUGCCCAGGAGUCACUUCACGUCGCUCAAAAGACGGUCGGCAUGGCCUCAAACGGAGGUGGUGCUUUCAAUCAGCCUAUUAUGCAUAAACCAGUAAUGCCAAAGAAGCCUGUUGUAGGCCCUACUGGAUAUGGCGGCCGUACUCGCAGUGUUCGCAUUCAUUAGAUGACAUUACUUAAUCGGUGAUGUGCAAUAUGGUGACACAAGACGCGAGGUACUUGAUCCAGCCAGUUCUUGUGAUAUUUUCAUGUAGAUUUUUUUUGAGUAUUUAUUGAAAAGUUAAAAUAAAAAUCGUAAAAUUGAA
Mya arenaria is the source of this 2608-nucleotide messenger RNA. RefSeq lists its product as uncharacterized. The record is from RefSeq and is a predicted model, not a curated record. Bases 187 to 2469 code for a protein of 760 amino acids. NCBI's taxonomy places the organism in Eukaryota, Metazoa, Mollusca, Bivalvia, Myida, Myidae. The transcript is spliced from 4 exons.